Penicillium brasilianum is the source of this 1278-nucleotide messenger RNA. Lineage: Eukaryota; Fungi; Ascomycota; Eurotiomycetes; Eurotiales; Aspergillaceae. The record is from the annotation of a GenBank genome assembly.
AUGGAAACGGGCAACGCAAUCGUUACGGCCAAUGGUUCGGGGAAGCCAUCCCCGGCUGCUAUUCAGGGUCGUAGAAAAGUGUUGAUCAUUGGUGCCGGCUCUACUGGCCUGGCGUUGGCUCAUGGAUUGAAGAAGGCCGGUAUCCCAUUCCUGAUUUUCGAGAAGGACGAGAGUCCAAUUCGCAAGCGCAACUGGAGUAUGGGAUUGCACUGGGGCUUCGAGCCCCUUGAGUACCUCGUGCCAGCCGACGUUCUAUCUCAAGUGAAAGACGCCCAAGUUGAUCCACAUGUGGCAACCAAAGACAGUGAUCGGCUUCCUCUGAUCAAUGGUCAAACUGGCGAGCUGAUUACCGAAAUCAAAUCAUCCAAGUUUUACCGCUUCCGUCGCGACAAGUUCCGGGCGAUGUUGCUGCAAGGCUUGGACGUGCAGUGGGGAAAGGAUCUCGUCGAUCUCGAAUACUCUCCUGCUGGCGAACGAGUGAUUGCCAAGUUCGGCGAUGGCUCCGAGGUCAUUGGCAGCAUGGUUAUUGCGACCGAUGGUCCCCAUUCGGCAGUUCGCUCUUUGCUUGUUGGUGAAGAGAAUGCAAAGGUGACAGCAAUCGAUUUCGCAUCGACCAUGUGCUUCACCAAGCACACCCGCGAGCACGCACUAUUCCUCCGGGCUCAGCCGCAUCAUCCUCUAUACCAGGUUGGACCCCAUCCCGAUGGAUAUUGUGCUUGGUUGAGUCUGCAUGACGGAGACGACGUUGAACACCCGGAGAACUGGACCUUUUUCCACUACAUCUCGUUCCCCGAGAAACGUGAUGAGGUCAACAACCGUACAAUGCGCGAGCAUGUUGCCCACCAGAAACAGCUUGCGCGUAAUUUUGUGGACCCUUGGCGCAGUGUCUUCGAAUGGAUGCCCGAAGAUAGCGAGGUAUGGUAUUCGAAGCUUCGCAACUGGGACCCCAGUCUGCCCAACCACAAGUGGGACAACCGCCAGGGUCGAAUCACGUUGGCGGGCGAUGCUGCUCAUCCGAUGACAUUCCAGCGUGGUCAGGGCCUCAACCAUGCUAUCCAGGAUGCGUACACCGCGUGCAAGGCAAUCGAAUCUUUCUGGAAUAAGGGUGAUUUUACCAUCGAGCAGCGUGCAGAGGCUAUUCAGCGUUAUGAAGAUGAGAUGAUUGCUCGGACAGGGGUGGAAGUUCGAUUGAGUGAGGAGAACAGUGAGAAGAUGCAUGAUUGGACGAAGAUCAUGAAUAGUCCCACAGUGCUGAAGGGCAUGGCUGUUGAUAAGUAG